AUGACAACAUGUGAGAGGCAGCAGCUGUUCCGUGGCAACGUUUCUGCUUUGGCUGGUAAAAUUCUCUCAGUGGUUUUGUCAACUUGUCGCUGGGGCAGAAACAUGACCGAGGUGGCGCAGGUUAUGGCUAUAGAAGCCCAUGACGUGGAGGAUGUCACGGAUAUGAAUGAACACGGCAUGAGCAGUGAAAGGGACAAAGAGGAUGAAGUGACACACAAAGAAGACGAUGAAGUGACACACAAAGAAGACGAUGUGACACAAGAAGAAGACGAUGCCGCGCAUGAAGAAGACGAUGCACAGCAUGAAGAAGACGAUGCACCGGUCGGCAACGCGGAGGAGAACAGAGCGAUGACACCGCAGAGAGAGGAUUCCAAAUCCCCCCAUGUGGCUGACGACACAGGCCAUGAGACUGAGAAGGCCCACAUUAACGGUUUGGACGAGCAAAACGGUCCAGAUACUGAGAAAAACGAGAGAUCAGAGGCUGUAAACGGCGUCACAGAAAAGGAGGAAGAUCCACAGCCGGAAACCAACGACAGCCUCUCUGACGUGAAGCUUAAGAAAGAGGUGAAGCUGAAACCUGAGGUGUCGGCCAUGUUUAAAUGGUCUGUCUUGAAGCUCCUCCGAUCCAGAAAGCCGGUGGCCAGAAGCUACGUGCCGAAGCAGAACAAGGGGGAUGUGACCAACAAGUUUGAGGCCAUGCAGAAGGCCCGAGAGGAGCGCAGCCGGCAGAGGAACUCUGAUGAGCAGCAGAAAAGGAAGCAGCAGUACAUCAAAGAGAGGGAGUGGAGUCGCAGGAAGCAGCAGAUAAAAGAGCUACUUGCAUCCAGCGAUGAGGAAGAGGAGGUGAAGCCGGCAAAGGUGGAAAAGUCCUACGUCCCCAAAAUUAAAGGUAGCGUGAAGGGGAAGUUUGCAGAAAUGGAGAAGCAAAGACAGGAGGAGGAAAGGAAGAGAAUGGAAGAGGAGAGAAAGAAGAGGGAGGCCCAGGACAACUUGGAGAAAGCCAAAAUCAAGAAAGAAUUGGCACAGAAAGCUGCUGAGGAGGGCGAUGACACAAUCCUGGUCCGUGUGGUUCCAGCGAAACCGUCCCGACCUCCAGGCAGAAUCAAGAUGAACUUUGAGGACAUGGAGAAGAACCGCGAGGAAGAGCUACAAAAGAGGGCGGAGGAAGAGAAGAAGAGACGAUACGAUGAGAACAGACGCUCCUUCAGGGAGGCCAAGAGGCGCUCUGUUGUUCAAGAGGAUGACGACGAGGAGAAGUCUUCGGAGAAGGUGUCAGUGGCUCCUGGAAAGCUGAAGAUGACAUUUGAGGAGCUGGAGAAAGAACGGCAGGAGCAGCGGAAGAAGCACGCAGAGGAGGGGGCAAAACGGCGCCUGCUAGAGGAGAAGAAGGCUUUUGAGCAGGCCAGGCUGGGAUUGGGAGAAGAUGAGGAGGGCUCUGAGGCUUUUCAGGACGACAAAGAGGAGUUCCGUCCUGGGAAACUCAGACUGAGCUUUGAGGAGGUAGAAAGGCAAAGGGUGGAGGAGGAACGCAAAAAAGCAGAGGAGGAGGUCAAAAGACGAAUGGAGGAGGAGAGAAGAGCUUUUGCCGAAGCCAGGAAAAGCAUGCUUGUAGAUGAGGAUGAUGAGGUGCUGAUGGCCUUGCUGAACCUGGAGGGCAGCAAACCUGGGAAGAUAUGUGCCAGUUUUGAGGAUCUGGAACGGCAGAGACGAGAGGAGGAGCAGAAGAAAGCUGAGGAGGAGGCCAAGAGGAGACUGGAGGAGGAGAAGAGGCUCUUUGCUGAAGCCCGCAAGAGCAUGAUGCUGGAUGAGGAUGCAGGAAUGGUGAAGAGUGAAUCUCAGGAAGCUCUGCACCCAAGAAAACUGGAGAUGAACUUUGAGGAGCUCCUUAAAGAGAAAGAGGAAGCCGAGAGGAGACGCAAGGCAGAGGAGCGCAAAAAGAAAAUGGAGCAAGAGAAGCAGGAAUUCGAACAACUCAGACAAGAGAUGGGCGAGGAUGUGAUCAAUGAAAGCUCCGAUGUUGUGAGCAAAGAAUACGAAGAGCUCACAAAGCUCAAGAGAACCGGAUCCAUUCAGGCCAAAAAUCUCAAGUCCAAGUUUGAGAAGAUCAAGCAGCUGACUGAGGAGGAGAUUCAGAAAAAGAUUGAGAUGGAGCGGGAGCGUAGGAAGGCCGUUGAUGAUGAAAUCAAACAGAGAGAAGCUGAGAGGUUCCAGGAGGAUGAAGAAGGAGAAACAACUCCAGCCAGGUACGAGGAGUCCCCCUUCAAGCAGAAGGUGGACAUGAAAGCCCGAUUUGAACAAAUGGCAAAAGCCAGAGAGGAAGAGGAGCGGAGGAGGAUAGAGGAGCAGAAGUUGCAGAGAAUGCAGUUUGAACAGCAGGAGAUCGACGCUGCCCUUCAAAAAAAGAAGGAGGAUGAUGUUGAGGAGGAGGGAAGCAUCAUCAAUGGCUCGGCCGCUUAUGAAGAUGAGGAAGAUCAUGCCAGGUCAGGGGCUCCAUGGUUCAAAAAGCCCCUCAAAAAUCAGUCAGUGGUUGAUUCCGAGCCAGUUAGGUUUACCGUCAAGAUCACCGGGGAGCCGAAGCCUGAGGUAACCUGGUGGUUCGAGGGGGAGAUGCUGCAAGACUGUGAGGACUAUCAGUACAUAGAAAGAGGAGAGACAUACUGCCUCUACUUGCCCGAGACCUUCCCCGAGGACGAGGGGGAGUACAUGUGCAAGGCUGUGAACAGCAGAGGCACGGCAGCGAGCACCUGCAUCCUCACAAUAGAAAAUAGACUCCUUGCCAUCAUGGUUGCAUCAGUCGAGGAGGUUUCUUCGUCCCUUGUUCGAGAAUAUCUGAGCCGAAAGGGGCUGAAGAAAACUAUCGCGUGUAUGGAUGAGGAGCAUCCACGCACAGAGGCCAGUAUCAACAACAGAUCACAGCUGAGGCAGAUCCUCAACAUAGACGACCUCUACAAAAAGAACAAGGUUCAAAAUUUGCCAUUGAAAACCUUACUGGAGAUUAUUGUGAAACACCACAUCGAGCAGUUUAAGGAUGUCAAGAUCACCAGAAGUGAAAGUGAGUCUCAGCAAAGCGUGCAGGCAAUCACCCCAUCGCCUGAUUCUCCUGCAGUAGCAUGGCCGGAAUCAAAUAGAAAAAAGCAAGGUGGAAGGGUUGAGGUGUCCCAGCUUCCGCUCAGAAAAGAAGAGGAGGACAAGCAGACUCUGGAGGGACUUUUGUCAACAGGCAUGAAAGCCUCAGAACGCGUCAGCUCAUCCAGGCGUUUCGGGUGGAGUCAGGAUUCACCAAAUGGACCAAAGAGAACGGAUGAAAGCAGAGAAGGAACCGCAGGACAAAACGCACCGAAAACGAGAAAAUCCAUGUCGGGGCCAAAUGUGUCUGAGCUGGAUGUUUCGGAGAUGGUGUUGGAUGACGUGGAUGACAAUGAAGUGCAGGAGUUUAGCAGAGUGGCUCCUCAGAGGGCUGCUGCGGGGCUCCAGCCAGCAGGCCGCCCGAUGGACCAGCACACCGCCGCGGAACUGAAGGCAGUUCUCCUCGGCUCCUGCCAAAGUUGUUUCAGUUUUGAAUGGAGGCAGCAGGGUUUCACAUUCUCAGACGCACACGACCUCAGAUAUGGAAUCGUGCAGAGGAAGGGGGGUCCUUGUGGAGUUCUGGCAUCCAUUCAGGCCUUCGUUCUGAAGAAGCUCCUAUUUGAAAACCCCCAGAGCAGUUUUAGCACCCUUCAGAUGUUAAGACCUUCCAGUACCACCAGAAGGCAGUGUCUGGUUUCAGCCAUGGCCGAAGUCCUGUGGAGAGCUGGCGGAAAAAAGCAGGCUACAGUCGUUAUAAACUCGGGGAGAAGCCAUUUCACCCCGAGCGGACACUUCAGAUCUGAGGGCGUGCUGGAGCAGAUCAUUUGUUUCUCAGUGGACAAUAUCAAGGAUCUGCAGUUCAGUCUGGAGCGGCAUAUCGAACAGUCAGCUGUCCUGACAUAUGCCUUCUUUUAUGUCAUGUCUGUUUUCAUCCCACAGUUUGAAACCGGGAUAGUAAAAGAAGACAUGGACGUGCCAACCACCUCUCUUAUUGGCGCCCAUGGCUACUGCACUCAGGAGCUGGUCAACCUGUUGCUGUGCGGCAAAGCCACCUCUAAUGUUUUUGACAACGACAUGGAGCUGGACUCUGGCGACGGCAACACGACGCUCCUUAAGGGAAUCAAAGGCCACUCUGACGUCGGCCUGCUGUCCUUGUUUGAGCAUUAUAACAUCUGUAAGGUAGGAGCUUUCCUGAAGACUCCCUCUUACCCGAUCUGGGUGGUGUGCAGUGAGAGCCACUUCAGCGUGCUGUUUGGCCUGCAGAGGGAGCUGUUGACCAGUGAGGACAAAGCCACGGAGUUUGACCUCUACUACUAUGAUGGACUGGCCAAUCAGCAGGAGGAGAUCCGUCUGACCGAAUGCGCAGCGCUGAAAGGUCCCUUGAGAAAUUAA
Molecule: messenger RNA, 4458 nt
Organism: Menidia menidia (Atlantic silverside)
Lineage: Eukaryota; Metazoa; Chordata; Actinopteri; Atheriniformes; Atherinopsidae
Source: the annotation of a GenBank genome assembly